AUGAACAGCCAUUUGCUCUUUGCCCUGUGCUUAGUGACUAUUUGCGUCGCUGAAGCGGCGGUCGGCCCUCAGGAGCCCAGCGUAGGCACGCUGCCCGAAGCCAGUGAAAUUCCAGCACAGGAGGGAGCACAGCUCAGCCAGCAAGAUGCUCCCGUGCCAAUUCCUUCUGCGAGACGCAUAUCUGGACCGAUUCUGCUACUGGUUAUGUCUCUUCUUCUUCUGUCGGGAUUGUUCGCGACUGUGGACUAUAAGGGAUUUCUUUCCAGCCUGAAACAAAAAGCAGCAGCAGGUCCACAGGAGCCUGAAGGCACCGAAGAGCCUGAAGCACCAAGCAGCGGAGACCCCAAAGCCCCUGAAGUAAGCAAAUCAACUUCCAGGGGCGAGAUUUACUUCCCAAUCGUGGUCCCCGCAGGAGCGGUGGGCUCGGCAAGCACGGGCAGUGCUCGUUGCGACGUUGCUUCUACUCGUGGAGCGCAGCAGUUGACUGUCGGAGGAGGAAAUGCUGCACUGCAUUUCUGUGACCAGCGCAUGGCGCUUUCAUGGUGGCGUUCAUUCAUUGCCUUGCUAUAUUCGUGCCACGCUUCUGCAGUUGCGCUGCAACGUUGCCAUCUGUGA
Messenger RNA from Eimeria necatrix, 615 nucleotides. RefSeq lists its product as hypothetical. NCBI's taxonomy places the organism in Eukaryota, Apicomplexa, Conoidasida, Eucoccidiorida, Eimeriidae. The record is from RefSeq and is a predicted model, not a curated record.